AUGGAGACUGGCGGACGCGGUUCCACCGAGGACGCAGGCGUGAAUGGCGACCGGGAAUCCCGCUCCACCACCCCAGAUCCAAAUGCGAGCUCGGUGAUGACACAUGGAGCUUGGGUCGGCGGCCGCGCGUGCGUCGGCAGCAGCGGCGGCGGCCACGACAGCAACAAUGCCGGCACACUAGUGCCAGCGCCGGUGCCGGCGUCGUCGUCGUCGUGGGUAAUAGUAGAGGAUGUCCUCAUCAAGCUGGUGGACAGCAUGAUCAAGAUGCUGUGCACCAAUGGCGUCUGGUGGCUGGAGGACCUGCAGGACCUCCUCGCCUGCUACCUCUCGCUCAACGCCGCCGAGCACCACCGCACCAUCGUCGCACUCUUCCGCCGCGUCAUCCUCGUCUGA
Molecule: messenger RNA, 393 nt
Organism: Oryza sativa Japonica Group (Japanese rice)
Lineage: Eukaryota; Viridiplantae; Streptophyta; Magnoliopsida; Poales; Poaceae
Source: RefSeq, a predicted model, not a curated record